Molecule: messenger RNA, 1157 nt
Organism: Grammomys surdaster
Lineage: Eukaryota; Metazoa; Chordata; Mammalia; Rodentia; Muridae
Product: cytochrome P450 4F6
Exons: 9
Coding region: 39-1157 (372 amino acids)
Molecular function (GO): heme binding; iron ion binding; monooxygenase activity
Source: RefSeq, a predicted model, not a curated record
UCGGAAACCAGGGACUAACCGUUUUCAGAGAAGACAGGAUGCUACAGCUGAGUCUGUCCUGGCUGGGAAUGGGGCCCCUGACUGGCUCUCCGUGGCAUCUACUGCUGCUGGGAGGGGCCGCUUGGAUUCUAGCCCGAAUUCUGGCCGGGAUCUAUGCCUUCUAUGACAAUUGCAGCCGCCUUCGUUGCUUCCCUCAGCCCCCUAAACCAAGCUGGUUCUGGGGUCACUUGGCCUUGAUGAAGAACAACGAGGAAGGCAUGCAGUUCAUAGCACAUCUGGGCCACUACUUCCGUGAUGUCCACCUCUCUUGGGUUGGACCUGUGUACCCAAUCCUGAGACUCGUCCACCCUAACUUCAUUGCUCCCCUGCUCCAAGCCUCAGCUGCUGUUGCACCCAAGGAAAUGACUCUCUACGGCUUCCUGAAGCCCUGGCUGGGGGAUGGGCUAUUGGUGAGUGCUGGUGAGAAGUGGAGUCACCACCGAUGCCUGCUGACACCUGCCUUCCAUUUUGACAUCCUGAAGCCCUAUGUGAAGAUUUUUAACCAGAGUGUGAACAUCAUGCACGCCAAGUGGCAGCGUCUGACCACCAAGGGUACUGCCCAUCUAGACAUGUUUGAACACAUCAGCCUGAUGACCUUGAACAGUCUGCAGAAGUGCAUCUUCAGCGUCGACAGCAACUGUCAGGAGUCUAACAGCGAAUACAUUGCUGCGAUCCUGGAGCUCAGCUCCCUCAUAGUAAAACGGCACCGCCAGCCCUUCCUGUAUGUGGACUUCCUGUACUACCUCACUGCUGACGGGCGGCGCUUCCACAAGGCCUGUGACCUAGUGCACAACUUCACAGAUGCUGUCAUCAGGGAGAGACGCAGCACCCUCAAUACCCAGGGUGCUGAUGAAUUCCUAAAGGCCAAGGCUAAGACUAAAACUUUAGACUUUAUUGAUGUUCUCUUGCUGGCCAAGGAUGAACAUGGUAAGGGGCUGUCAGAUGAGGACAUCCGAGCAGAGGCUGACACCUUCAUGUUUGGAGGUCAUGACACCACAGCCAGUGCACUCUCCUGGAUCCUAUACAACCUGGCGAAGCACCCAGAAUACCAGGAGCGCUGCCGGCAGGAGGUGCGGGAGCUCCUGAGGGACCGAGAGCCUGAGGAGAUUGAGUGGUGA